Kluyveromyces lactis is the source of this 576-nucleotide messenger RNA. RefSeq names its product mRNA splicing protein SMB1 (gene SMB1). Bases 1 to 576 code for a protein of 191 amino acids. Gene Ontology annotation, molecular function: RNA binding. The record is from RefSeq and is a predicted model, not a curated record. Gene Ontology annotation, biological process: mRNA splicing, via spliceosome. The transcript has a single exon. Lineage: Eukaryota; Fungi; Ascomycota; Saccharomycetes; Saccharomycetales; Saccharomycetaceae. Gene Ontology annotation, cellular component: U1 snRNP; U2 snRNP; U4 snRNP.
AUGUCGCAAGUUGAAGUUAAAAAGAAGGAAACGAAGCUAUCAGAUUUGAUAGAUUAUAGAAUACGAGUCGCUACCCAUGACGGAAGGGUUUAUAUUGGCCAACUUAUGGCUUUUGAUGCAUAUAUGAACCUUGUAAUGGGAGAUUGUGUAGAGGAACGCAUGCCUCAUAAACAAAUCAUAGAAGUACUUAAAAGUGGAGGAAACUUGUCAAGCAAUGUGCAAGUCGAAAGAAGGACUUUUGGACUAAUAAUUUUACGGGGUGAGCAUGUGUUGAGUACCUCGGUUGAGUCACCUCCCCAACUCUCUAAGAAGGAACGAAUCGAAGUCCAGAAGAAGAAUGCAAAAAAAUUAGAUAAUGCGAAAAAGGCUCGUCAAGGGAAGACUUCUAACAAGAUGAACGUUGGAACGAAUGGAUCUAAUAUAACUUCAACUAACUCAGAAAGUUCAAAUAGAGUUACGAAGCCAAGUCAUAAACCUAUCAAUACGAAUUCUGGAGCUCCCAGUAGGUUUAAUUCUAAUAGUCAGGUACGCCCCAGCCGGUUCCAAGCCCCUCCAGGCUUCAAAAAAAGAAACUAA